CGCCAGCGACACGGCGAUAGACGGAACCGUGUCCGAGAGAGCGCCACGAGACCAAGGGCAGCAGCGUGCACGUGGCGGCGUGACGCGAGACGCUGUCACGACCCCCACGAGCCUCGCACCCCGCCCCCAUGGCCACUCCCCGUGUGCCGGUAAGUGACGCGCCGCGCGGACUCCCGGAAUCCGUGCGCCGAGCUCCCAGCGCACUCCCCGCCGAUCACGGAGGGAGCGAGAGAGGCGUCGAGGCAGACGAGAGUGACAGGACGCGUCAUAGAGGGAGAGGAAGCGUGACUGACAGACAGGGAAAUAGAGACAGGCUAAGAGUCACAGAGAGAGAGAGAGAGACUCAGAGGGAGCCAGAGACGCGGAGGGCCCUCUUGAGUGACCGGAAGAAUAAGAGACGCGCGCCCUGGUGCGUCUGACCACCCCCACCUGCCUCACCUGCGCAGGUGCUAGGCGAUUUCACCUGACAUUCCCAGCGCCCAGCUCCCUGCGGGAACAGAUCAAGGGAUGAGUGGGGGGAGGCACAAGCCCCGCCUGGGUCCCUGGCUCGUGGCCCAGGUGGAUGGAGGCCGCUACCCGGGCCUGCUGUGGCUCGACGACUCCAAGACGCAGUUCCGGGUGCCCUGGCCGCAGGUGUGCAGAGGGGACGCGGCCAAUGAGCCGUGUGCUCUGUACAGGGCGUGGGCGGUGACCUCGCGUAAGUUCCAGGAGGAUCGCGACGCGCCCGACCCCCCCAAGUGGAAGACGAACCUCCGCUGUGCCCUCAACAAGAGCCGCGACUUCCGCUGCGUGCUCGACGCCUCCAAGGAGACGCCGCCCUACAAGGUGUACGAGUGGUGCGCGCACGUGCCGCACGGCGGGGCACAGGCGCCGGGCAUCAAGGAGCCAAAAGAGGAGGAGGAGGAGGAGGACGAGGAUGAGAACGGGGUGAGCUCCACCGAGCCCACGACGAGUCCGGAGUCGCUCCCCCCCUACACUCCGAGCAUCGACUACGGCAUCCCCAGCGAGAAUCCGGAGCUGAACAAGAACAUUGAAAUGCUGACGCUGGUGGACGAUCAAGGCCCGCCGCCCCCCCCCCACUGGGAGCGAGGCCCCUCUUCGUUCGGCCUGAGCCCCGAGCGCCCCACAGAGGCGACGAGGAUGAUUGGGGCCCCCCUCGGGGAGCCCCCCGCCCUCUCGGCGACCCACCUCGACCCGGAAGUGUGCGUGCCCCCCGUGGACGUGCCCAUGCCGGAUGAGGGGGGGGGCUUCCGAGCGCUCCCCCAGAUCUGCCUGCCUCCAGAGACAGACCUGGAGCUGCAGAUGGAGUACCGCGGGGCGUGCGUCAUGGCCCCCGUCACGGUGCGAGGCGGCAGAGGCUGCCGCCUCUACAGCGGCGACCUCGACCUGCAGAGGGACAUCGCCCCCCAGUACAACGGCCUCCUGGGCCCCAUGGAGUACGAGCAGAUCGCGUUCCCGUCGCCCGCGUGCAUCACGGAUGGGAGGCAGCGGGAGCUCACGGAGCGCGUGCUGCGCUUCACCGAGCGGGGCCUGGUGCUGGAGGCACGGGGGGGCCGCCUGCUGGCCACGCGGCUGGGCCAGAGCCGCGUGUUCUGGUCGCGGGGCCGCGUGGCGCCUGGGGGGCCCACGCCCCCUCCGUGCCUCCUGGAGAGAGAGACCCCCACGGAGCUGCUCGACUUCCAGGCCUACAUCACGGAGCUGCUGGCGUGCCUGCAGAAUGGAGGGGGCGCGGAGUUCCCUGACCCCCGCGUGCUGCUCUGCUUCGGGGAGGAGUGGCCGGACCCACAGCGGCCUCGGCACAAGAAGCUCAUCAUGGUGCAGGUGGUGCCCACAGCCAUGCGCAUGCUGCGCGAGUUGGCAGAGGGAGCUCCACUCUGCUCCAUAUCGCUCAACUCGGACCAGCUUCAGAUCUCAGAGCAGAACGAGAACGACAACAUCGUGGCCUAUCUCAGGUUCCGCCUGCAACAACAUCAGCAGCAACAGCAGCAACAGCAGGAGCAGCAACAGCUGAUGCAGCAACAGCAGCAGCACCAGCAGCGGCUGGAGCUACAGCAACAGCUGGAGGAACUACAGCAGAAUCAAAUGCAGCAGCUGCACCUACAGCUGAUUUAGCAACUGAAGCAGUAACAGCAGCAGCAUUGUUCGGCCAUGUGAAAGCACAUGGGUUGGAGCUGUCGUAUUAUUGAUCCCCACAAAGUAGUUUUGUUUUAAACUCCCUGGACAAGGGAUGGGCUGGGACCGGGGUUUAUAGUGGAGCACAACAAGGUAUACCCCCCCCCCCACCCCAUACUGCCCCAUCCUAUCACCCGUAGACUCUAGAGCCAGAUACCGUUAGCGAGCACUUCAGGUACUGCCACACGCACAUACAUACAGAACACGCACACACAUACAGACACGCGCACACACACAGACACACGCACACAUAU
This is a messenger RNA of Petromyzon marinus (sea lamprey), 2426 nucleotides long. RefSeq names its product interferon regulatory factor 6-like. Gene Ontology annotation, cellular component: nucleus. The record is from RefSeq and is a predicted model, not a curated record. NCBI's taxonomy places the organism in Eukaryota, Metazoa, Chordata, Hyperoartia, Petromyzontiformes, Petromyzontidae. Gene Ontology annotation, molecular function: DNA-binding transcription factor activity, RNA polymerase II-specific; RNA polymerase II cis-regulatory region sequence-specific DNA binding; protein binding. Gene Ontology annotation, biological process: immune system process; regulation of transcription by RNA polymerase II.